Molecule: messenger RNA, 1297 nt
Organism: Exserohilum turcica Et28A
Lineage: Eukaryota; Fungi; Ascomycota; Dothideomycetes; Pleosporales; Pleosporaceae
Exons: 5
Coding region: 128-1141 (337 amino acids)
Source: RefSeq, a predicted model, not a curated record
UUGAGAGGCUGAGACACUUAUAUAUCAUGCACCCUUCCUGCAAGGCUAGGACAUCCUUCUGUUUGUUGCCUGACUGCACUUGCAUCCUUCAGCGGUUGCCUUCUUUCAAGCUCGUUCUGCUAGCAAAAUGUCUCAAGCUCCUACAGAUGCAUCUUCGCCUGAUCGUACCGAGGACCAAACACAUCAAAACGGCCAUGUCAUUCGUCCUGAUUCGAACUGGAACUACCAAUGCCCGACGUGUCUGAAAUCCUUUCCCUGCCCCGAGCCAUAUCAACAUCACGCACUCCAGCAUGACGACGCUAUCCAGCGUAUUUAUGUUGGAUCGAAGCAUUUGGACUCCUUGAAACGAAUGGUCACUGCCUUUCAUCGUGUUUAUUGCCAUCGCGGCACCCACUUUGUUCGAGUAACAGUCUCGAAUUCCUUGGGAUCCAUCUCUACGAUACGGCAGAUAGACGAAGAAGAGGAGUUGACCUUUGAAGAAUUUCUUAAAGAAGAUUUUAUUUCUACGGAAAUAUACGAAGAAGCAGUGAAAAAAAUGAAGGAGCUUGAUGCGCGAUGUUGCAGGCCAAUGCCUAGUCUACCCACGCUGAGUUCUAAAACAUGGGUAAAUUGGCUGAGAUCAUGCUUUGCAUGUAUUCCAACCUUGAGACGGCCUAGAUCUCGUCGUUGGUCAAGCAUAUCGAACACGAAAUCGACCUCUCGCUAUCCGUCGAAAGAAGACCUCACUACCAAUAACGGACAUGAACCAACUGCUAAUGAUCCAAUGUCAACAACAAAUACUGUUCUUCCUGAAAACAUCACUGCAGUUAUCGCUGUAGAUUCAUUCUAUUCAACUUCUGAAGGUGUUCGCGGGUACGGAGUAGCUGUCGCCACCCGGUCAGAUACUAUAAUCCUCCUACAGGGAGUGGGUCUCGGCGAGCUUCUCCUACAUACGCGCAUCACAAACCAAUUACGAGGUAUUGUUGGUGACUAUGUCUACAAGGAGUUGUUGGAGUAUGAAAAGAAGCGCAUGGAUAUCUCGAGACCUGUUUAUCGGGGCAUUCUACCAGAUGGGUUGCCGAUUGGAGCAGGCGAAGAAACUCGAUUGGAAGACUGCCUUCCAGUGCUUAAAGCGCAUGUUUACUCUGUUCUUGACUUAUAGGUCAUCUUGUAAUACACUCUUCUGUUUUUUAGUAUUACAGCGUAACUUUUUGUUAGCAUCGUGUCUAUGCUAUCAUAUGUGGGUAUCCUCCUAUCGUACAAGAAAGGUUAUUAUCUAUAUCGCUGCAAGCCUAUCAUGCUUGCCAUACAAUUCAAC